Messenger RNA from Botrytis cinerea B05.10, 1917 nucleotides. RefSeq lists its product as hypothetical. Bases 94 to 1749 code for a protein of 551 amino acids. The transcript has 4 exons. NCBI's taxonomy places the organism in Eukaryota, Fungi, Ascomycota, Leotiomycetes, Helotiales, Sclerotiniaceae. The record is from RefSeq and is a predicted model, not a curated record.
GAUGUCUGACUACGAACGAGAAAAUAUGGUCGCAACCUUACAAUAGUCAACCAAGUCACACAGUUUAUUACUUCGAACUCUACAUAGCCUAAAAUGCCGCGUGUAGACCCCCCGACCAGCACCCAGCGCACGUCGCGGAAUGACGUUCCGGACCCGCCCGUUAAACAGCCCCAAAUCUCAGAGAUCGAUAAACUAAAACAAACCAAUCUUAAAUUAACCACGGAAUGCAGAUGGCUUCGAGUAACAAUCAGGGAAUUGGGUUUAAUGAUUGAUAUAGCUGAAGCUGAGAAAAAAUUGGCCAAGACCAGGAUCGGCAUAUUCGAAAAACUCGAUGUCGAAUCAGGAAUAGUUUGCAGCGAGGCUCAGAGUAAAGCGAGAGGAAUCUGGGCACCUCUUAUUCGUGAAAUCAUUCAAAAGAAAUACACUUUCGAUAAAACAGGCUCAGAGAAAGAUCGACAGGAAUACGAAUCUGCGAUUGUAUCAUGGCAGAUGACACACACCCGAAGAGAUGAUAUUGAGAUAAUCAUUUGCAACCAGGUACUCGGAGAUCGAGCGGCAAAGAUCGGUGAACAAUUAGAAGUCACAGUAGAUUUAUUGCGUGAUAUCUACUCUAAGCAUUCCGAGAUUAUAACUGCGCAAGAAAGUAAGUUGAAGACACAAGCUAGCGCCAUUUCAAGCUUGCAGGAAAGUGAAAAGAGCCAAAUCAUCUCGAUUGCUGAAAUGAAAAUUAAGCAUGAGAAAGAGGUGAAGGGGCACAUUGAGGUAAUCGCAAGCUUGAAAGAAAAGGAGAAGUCUUCAAUGAUUGAGAUGACUAGAAAGUAUGAGGCAAAGUUGAAGGAACAAAAAGCUGUUGUCGCCAACUUCGAACAGAAAGCUAGGACCUCGGCAGCUGCAGUCAAAAAGACUUAUGAGAAGAAGUUGACAGAACAGAGCAUCACUAUUACCAAUUUCGAAGAGAACGAAAAAUCUUUGGCUGCCCAGAAGAGGAUUGAAUACGAGCAGAAACUGGAGAAGCAAAAAAACACAAUCACCAAACUCGAAGAGGAAAAGCUAGCUUCAGCUGCUGAGAUGAAGAGAUUGUGUCGGGAACUAGCUGCUCAUCGUGAAGUUUCUGUCAGCAUUCUGAACCGAAAGAGAGAGCUGACGAAACCGCAUGAGAUUCGUGAUGACUACACUAUUGAAACAGGAAAUAUCGCAGCACAUGGGGGAACUUGUCUGGCCGACGUUUUUCGAAUCAAAUCCAACGGUGAUAUCAAUGAGCAAGCAUGGUUCCAAGAGACAUAUGGUGUAUCUAUAGACACGGCGGAUAGAUAUGCAGAAAGUGCAGCGUUUGUAAAGCUUAUAAAUAUGCGAUAUGAGUUGUACAGAUGCAGCGCGGAAAACCGGGAUGUUGAUCCCGAGUUUGAAGAGGGAUUUCAGAAACUACUAACUGGAAGUUUGGAGAAAAACACAAAAGCAACCCCGGAGUCGAUUGAUAAGUUUCUGUUGGAGAGUAAGUAUGGAAGAGAAACUUUCCAGAAACUAUGUAGUAUCUGGGAUAUCACAAGAGUUUACCAAAGAAAACAGUUCCGAGAGAGCAGAGAUCCAAAAAAGAAGUCUAUUUUCGGGGGAAGCUUUAAAAGCGUCAAGUCUACUGCUUCGGUUUGGACGGGAGAAACUCAGAAGAGAAGCAAACUCGAUAAAAUCGAGGAAUAUGGCAAGGAUAUGCUCUCCUCUGCGAAAGAUGCCAUGCCCUGGACUAAACAUUAAGAUCAAAUAACAGGCGCCGAUGGAGAUCUUAAUAAUGGGGCAUAGAUUUACGAACCACUAGUUCUACACUCUUUUGUGCUAUCUGUUCUGCUACUAUCAAAAUGACCAUCUAACAGAGGGGUCAUUUCAUAAUGUGUCUCAUAAUGUGUCUACACAUUUCUGUCUCCA